GAUGACACUAGUGCAAAACUAGUACAAUGAAAAACUUUUUGUGGCUUGUUCUCUGGUCUCUGACCUUAUAUGAAGAAUUUGCUUUCUCGCUUAUCCCAAAAGCAUUGACGGAAACGGCUUUGAAUGGCAGCACCGUGUCUUGUAGCACAUGGGGAAGAGGAGCAUACAGGACAUUUCACGAUCGGUUCUACCACUUUACCUCAAACUGCAACUAUGUUCUGAGCCGCCAAUGCAAAGGUGGCGCAGACUUUAACAUACAAAUCCGCCGAGACACAAAUGGCAACUUGGAACACAUGUCGAUCACUAUAGAAGGUGUUCUUGUUAUUGUUGAAGACUUGAAAAUUACAGUUCAAAAUGCAAAAGUACAACUGCCAUAUUAUGACAAGGUGAUCAUAAUACACAAAUAUGGAGUUUACACC
Callorhinchus milii (elephant shark) is the source of this 419-nucleotide messenger RNA. RefSeq names its product mucin-6-like. The annotation marks the transcript as partial. The transcript is spliced from 4 exons. Lineage: Eukaryota; Metazoa; Chordata; Chondrichthyes; Chimaeriformes; Callorhinchidae. The record is from RefSeq and is a predicted model, not a curated record. Gene Ontology annotation, cellular component: extracellular matrix.